UAGCUUCCUGAUAGAUGUCCAGCCAAGGACAAAACUGGGAAGAAGAUUACAAAGGGUAGAAGUAUUGAACUCGAGGGACGUACACCUAACCCUGGAACCACUCUGUGCGAUGUCCCGAUCCGCGAAAAUGUGGACUGCACAGGCAGACCGAGCCCUCUUGAGCAUGUCAAGCGACGUUCCCCACCCGAUUCAUCCGACUCGGAAUAUCUACCUGGCCCCAGUUCCUCCGAAGACUCAAGUGAAGAACGGUUUCUGUGCCGCCCUCGAUGAUCUUGUCGCUCUUUCCGGAAUGGGCAAGGAUGCCUACUUGACUGACAUCAAAACCAAGAUCAACCAGAAGACGAACUUGUACAACAUUCCAAAGGACACUAAUGCUGCUAAAAACCACAUCACAGCAAAGUUCAAAGCUGGGAAUGGUGCUUCCAACGCUGCAACAGCCCCGUUCGACCCCGAGAAUGUGAUUCAGUGGGGACGAGUGAAGACGUACCUCAAUACUCCGUACGUUUCUAGCAAUGCGGCAACUUUAGUCAAGUCCAUAGACACAAAGGCGACGGCGCUUCUGGAGAAGGCAGAAUUGGAUGCCAAGGGUUGCCAGGCUUCUCAGAAUACAAUCGAUUCUGCGAAAGCCAAGUUCGAGCCCAGUGAAGUGACCAUGGCAUCGAUAUGGGAAAACUAUGUCAAAUAUGUCACUACGCAGGCGAAGGUGAAGAACUAAUCCGAUACGUUGCUAAUGUGUAUCAUAAAUACAGUAUUGACAAAGUCCAG
This is a messenger RNA of Lentinula edodes (shiitake mushroom), 765 nucleotides long. RefSeq lists its product as uncharacterized. The transcript is spliced from 5 exons. The record is from RefSeq and is a predicted model, not a curated record. Lineage: Eukaryota; Fungi; Basidiomycota; Agaricomycetes; Agaricales; Omphalotaceae. The coding region runs from base 110 to 715 and encodes 201 amino acids.